AUGUCGAGCAUUUGCAGCAGCAUACGCUUCAGCGUGAUAUUUCGAGAACGAAAACGUACUUCGCCAGAACUACAUGAAGGUCUCCAAAAAUUUGUAGCAAAUUGUGAUACUGAGUGUAUUGUGGCCUUUAUUGCGAAAUUGUUUUUUAAAAGAUAGUAUGCCUAUUAAUUCAAUUUAUUCGGACUGAACUGAGUGUACAAUUGCUUUGCAUUAAAAAAAAUUAGUCAUGUAGCAUCCAUAAAUUAAUCAAGGAUUUAAAUUAAACACAGCAGAGAAAAGAAACAUUAGAUUCCAAAUAGUGUGAAUUUAUUGGAGGCACAGGCAACAGUGGGCUAAUGCUACUGGCGAGAUAUUUACUGAAGUGGUUAGGCCCUUGCUUUUUUUCAUUCUGUCUCCUCCCUUUUCUAUCUCCCAUCCUUGCUCAAAGUUGAUGCUUCUCGUUACUACUAUAGCCGCUUCUCUUUCUUCUGCUCUUGGUUGACUCAAAUUUUUGCUAUUUUUAGUUUCUAUUCCUAAAUGCUCAAACUCCUAUAUUCAGUCAGAGUUUUUAAAGUCAAUUAGUUCCACUUAGCAAUCUGAUUAUUUUGAAACGUAACAACUAUGGCUUUUUGCCUUUAAUUUCAUAGUUAUAAAGUUAAACACAGUAGUAUAUAUUUAACAUGAAUUCUCUCAAUUUUAGACUGUAUGCAAAAUGAAUUAUAAAAUGUUCUAAAAUGUUUUUUUUACGAAAUUUAAUAGUUCUAAACUGUAAUUGUUUCAGAAAGUAGUUAGAUGAGCUCCGAAGUGCGCGGGCCAGCCUGACAUGCGUGGACAAUCCACGCAAUAUGCGGCCUUGCACGCCGUUUACAAAAACAAUUUUUCAAAACAAACAAUUGGAUUUUUCCCGUACUAUUCACGCCGGCCUGGGCGCUGUAAGAUACUGGAGAAAAACUAUUUUCAUUAACCUUCUUUAUUCACAAAAGUCCCAACAUGGAAUUGAACACAAAAGAGCUUCUGGCUCAAGCCCAAUAUGUUCCCGAAAACAAUGCUUGAAAUCAUCAAACAUUGUGCCUUCUCCAAUAGUAUUGUCAGACUCGAAAAAAGCCAGUUCCCCUAGACGACAUUGGACCAAUAUUCUACGUAUUGUCACUGAUGUAAGCAUUCUAAUUAAUUAUUUUUAAUAAUAAUUUUUGAUUCCAGAGUUUUUUUAUAAUUCAUUUACUGUUAUUGUUCAAUAGUGCUUCAGCAGCUCAUCUACCUAGUAGCAACAUACCAUGCACCAACUUCGGGGUUUUUACGCAGGUAUUCAAUAUGCAAUGAUAAUUUUAAGAAAUUUUUUCAGCGUAAUGGCACUAUCGCUGACAGAUGCAUAAUUUGGUCAGACAAUAUUAUUCCGGAAAUAUGUUCAGCUGGAUUGCAGUCCCGCCUUCGAAUACUCAGACAUGUAUUUCUGUUUUCCGAAUUACAGCCAUUAUCGUUUUUCGAAGUUUUAAUUUUUCAAAAAAGACCUAGAAGUAAAAAAUGAACUGUUCAGCUUUUCUCAGUUGGUAUGAAAAACGCAGACACGUGGCAAUUGCACAGCGGAGAAAGAGGAAAUGACUGCAUUUCCGGAAGCAUCAAUCGUUGCACAACGUGCUUUCGUAAAAUAGCAGGUGAGCGAGUUUUGAAAAAUCGACUGUCAAACAUUGCAUUAGCUUUGAAAUCGUGCAAAUUUCUCCAGGUACUCUUGGAAAAUUGAAUGAAGCCUAUCGAUCUUUCGAUACUACACUAUCACGUUUUGACUGUUUGCCAGCAGUAGACACAGCUUCUGCAACUAGACCAUUUUCACCUAAUGCAACAUGUGAUAACUGCAAAGUAACCUUAAUUCUGUUGUAUUUUUUAAUUCAAAUAUUGUUCAACUAGAUAUGGUAUCGUCGAUGGUUGUUGAUCCAUACCCUUCAAAUAUGGCAACGAGCGUCAUGUAUUAAUUGGUGUUAUUACACCCAGUUGGCAUGUCCACAUCUAGCGCCAGCAAAAUUAUGGGAUUACGCAGGACAUCCUUCUUUCCAAUGUAGAGGUGUGAACUUUACAAAUUCGUUUUUGCAGACAAUGCUAAGAAAUUUUAGAUAUGGACAUUGACAGUUGGCGACAUGAAUGCGACUGCAUUCAUCCAUGUGAUGUCAAAGGCAUUGUAGGACCUGGGAUUAUAGGAAACGCCCCUUCCGUUCAACAUGACUUUUUUGCAGCGCAAGUAUGGAGUUGUACUCACAGUUAAUACUGUAUUACAGGGCGUGUCCUUCUAUUUUUCAGUGUUCCAAAAAUAAUUUUGCUUAAAUUUUUAAAUCGUGUGAAACGUCCGAAAAUUGACUUAAGACUCACUUUGCUGGGUGCUGUUCCAUUAGAGGUUCCCUUUUAAUACAGUAUUUAUAACAAAUUCAUUACCACCGAAAAUAGCAUUCUUUCAGAUUCACUGUGAAACUCGAGCAAAAGAAUGCCACAAACAGUCAAAACCAUCUAGAAUAA
Caenorhabditis sp. 36 PRJEB53466 is the source of this 2481-nucleotide messenger RNA. The record is from the annotation of a GenBank genome assembly. NCBI's taxonomy places the organism in Eukaryota, Metazoa, Nematoda, Chromadorea, Rhabditida, Rhabditidae.